AUGGGCUGCUCACCAUCCAAAGGCAACCAUUUUGGGGUUCUGGGUCCCAUGAGGAAGGGCAGAAUGCUUCCUCCUGCACCUCAAGAAAGCCCCAGAGAUUCCCACUUUGAUGAUGCAGAGAAGCGUUAUUCAACUGGUUCAACAGAUGUGGACACAAAGGAGAGAAAGGCAGCUGGACAAACCCAGGUACUUCAGAAAGAAGCUCGUAUAACACCACAAAAAAAGAGAUAUGUGGCAGAGCCAGCCCCUGAAGCAGUAAACAUGGAUAAAGCGGGGAGUCAAGGAAUGGACAACAACACAGUUUCACAGAAAAAGGACAAAAAUGUUGACAAGCAGGAUGCAGCAGAGAAAAAGCCUGCCAGGAAACAAAAGAAAAAUACCAGAGGUGUUAAGGGGCUUAAAAAGAAAGACAAGGAAAAACCACCUACAGAACAGAAAGUGGACUUCCCAGAACCUUUGGUAAAAGCUCACCAAGCUGCUUAUGCCUUUUUAAAUCCUAGCAUAAACAAAUAUGAUCUUCUGCUAGGACUUUUGGAAGAAGCAACCCAAACUCAGCUUUCUGUGCAGACUAUGGUUGCUUUUAUGGCUCUACGCUACGAGGAAAUAAUUCAGGGUCUUGAGGAGAUGGCAGAUGAGGGAGAACAAGUUUUUAAAGAAAAUGGAGAGCAUCUUUCUUGGCCAAGUCAAAUUAAAAACCUGUCAUCUUCCCCACCUUCAAAGUCUGGUUCUGCUAAUAUUGAGCCCCCACCGGAUUUGUUGCAGCAGCUGCUUCAGUACACCACACAGAGAAUGCAAAAUGUAAGCCAGACUGUUGGUAGUAUUGCGGAGUCUGCUUUGGAGGAGGCAGUGGAAUAUUUUGCAUCUGUCUCAGAGCUUUUAGAGGAGAAACUAAAAGUUAAACGUACAAUAGAGACCAGGCUAAUGCGAGUCUUGUCUCGUAUUGAAAUGGCCUCUCUGCGCAAGCCUGGGCCAGAGGAUUCUGCUCUCUUUAGCGAGGACAGUGGUAUUGGGGCUGAGAGUGAAUCCCUUGCUGGAUCUGAAAGACGCCUUAGACGAGAGAGUUGUGCGUCAUCCGGGACAAAUAGAAUGACUCCUGUCAGCCCAAUGGAAUACAGCUCCAUGAACAGUAGGCAAGAAGCAUCCAGGCAAAAGAUUGGAAGUCAAAUAAGUCCAAGUGUUUCCCUCACAUCACUUAACUCACUGGGUUCAGCUUGUACCAUAAUGGCUAAUAACAAAAGAGACUCAUUGCUAGGUUCAGUCUCUUUAGAUUUUGGAGAGGAUGACGACAAUGAUGAUGAUCAUGAUGAUGAUGAUGAUGAUGAUGAUGAUGAUGAUGAACAGAUAGGUAGCUGCAUGGUAGAUGUAGGGUUUAGAAAGCGAUCAAAUUCUUCACCUUUAAACCGGGAACAGCUACAACCACGCCGUCUACCCCCAAAGCGAAUAGAGAAUCCUCAAAAUGUCGAAAUGACUCUAAGAAUGAAAAAUGCUAUAAGUGGUAGGAUACAAUUUGUCCCAUCGCAGAAUGCUGGAGCCAAAAUCAAGGUAGUUGGCAGCCCAAAAACCAGUAGACGCCAGUGGACAGACGAAGAAAGGUCUCCGAGGAGGCCUCAAACCACAGCACCUACUCGGAAGGCAGCGGUAAAAAAGACCCCUGUGUCUAAAGAGCGACGUUCCCAAUCAGAAGAAUCCUUGCGGAGCAAAGCGGAAGAUCCUACUCUGCUUGAACUAGAAAGGACACAGAAGGAUUUAGAUCAGAGGUUGCAAAGAAUGGGUAAAAGCAAGCCAGGAGGACACAUGAAGACUGCCCCACCGAAACAAAAUCAAGGAACCUCACCAGCACAAUCUCCAGCAAAAAAUCGCAAACAUCCCUCACUACAUAAGAACAGCAAUUCCCAACUAAUUGAUGACAAAUUAGUCCUUACAAGGCGCAACAGUAAAAAACUGGAGGCAACAAGUGCGGUGGAAGAUGAUAAACUGAAGGACAAGAAAACAUCUAAGGGUCCUAUAAAAGCCACCCCACCCCCUAGCCCUCCUGCAUCACCACGGCCACCUUCAGGACUCUACAGAGGCAGGAAGUCAGUGAAAAGACUGAUUGAUACCUUCAGUCAAGGAAUAGAGGAUCUAGAAGUUCCUAAAAGUCUUGGGCCUCUCAUAGGAGUAAGGAAGUGUGGCGUUCCUGUGUUACCGGGUUUAGGAAAUGUAGAAGCCGUGCUGAGCACCGGAAUAACCAGCUGUAGACCUGAUUCCAGCAAGCCCACCUGUAAACAAGAAUCUCUAUACACCACCAUCAUCACAGGGAAGACUUUCCAGCCCACCUGUAACAAAGCAGAACUUUUUCAAAUCAAAUUCAUCCUCCUCCUACCCUUUCAAAGCACCUUCUCCACCAGCUUCGCCAAAAGUACAAAGAUGGUCAAGGGAGAACAGCAGUGA
Molecule: messenger RNA, 2430 nt
Organism: Notothenia coriiceps (black rockcod)
Lineage: Eukaryota; Metazoa; Chordata; Actinopteri; Perciformes; Nototheniidae
Source: RefSeq, a predicted model, not a curated record